UUUAGAACAACCCGGCAAAAAGGCAGGGGAGUUAAUGCUACGCUUUCGCAAUUGUUGAGGACUGUAGAAAUCAUUUUAAAAGUACAUUCAGACUUUAUUUAAAUAAACGUAAAUUGAUUGGUCUUCUAAUCCAAGUGUAAGUAAAAAUGCGUGGUCGAGGAGUACCACCUAUCCGUGGUGGGAUGAUUCGGCCAAAUUUUCGCCCAGGCCCACCAUUCCGCACAUUUAUUCCACACAUACCAUUUGAUUUAAUUCAGUGUGAGACAACUUUUCCCAGGGCUAAGCCCCCAUCAGAUGAAAAGGCUUUCACAGAUGCUUUAUUGAAGCGCAACAAUGAUCUCACUCCAUCAUCACAUGAGCAAGCGUCAAUUUUGGCUCUUGUCAGCAAAAUACAGACCAUCUUAGACAACCUUGUUGUCACACCUGGUGCUUUUGAAGCUGCUCAAAUAGAAGAAGUACGUCAGGUGGGUUCAUUCAAAAAGGGGACCAUGAUGGCAGGACACAAUGUAGCAGACAUUGUUGUUAUGUUGAAGACACUGCCCACAAAGGAAGCUGUUUUGGCACUGGGACAAAAAGUUUCUGACGAAUUGAAGCAGCUGGAGCCUGUUGAAGGCAAAGUGUUAACGAUGCUGACCAAUGACUCGGGAUUUGAGAUCAGUUCAGCAGAUGCAAGUGUGAAGUGUCUCAUCACCACAAUCCCACCUAAUCUAAAGAAGCUAGAUGCAGACUUGCAUUUGGAAGGGAAGAUAAUGUUAAGCCAUCUAGCUGCCAUUCGCCAUGCACGAUGGUUUGAAGAAAAUGCACAGCACUCUAGUGUUAAGGUCCUCAUUCGCCUCUUAAAAGAUUUGAGAAACCGGUUUGAAGGCCUGCAACCUCUCACACCCUGGAUCAUUGAGUUGUUGGCACAUUUUGCAGUUGUCAACCAUCCAGCGAGGCAACCCCUGGCUAUCAACACAGCCUUCAGACGGGCCCUGCAGCUGUUGUCUGCUGGCUUAUUCCUGCCAGGAUCUGUGGGCAUUGCUGAUCCUUGUGAACAAGGCACAGUGAGAGUUCAUGUUGUCAUGACACUAGAGCAACAGGACCAAGUUUGCUUCACUGCUCAAACAUUACUUCGAGUACUAAGUCAUGGAGGAUUCAAACAGGUUUUGGGCAUAGAAGGAAAUGCAAGCAUAGCAACAGAGAUGAGUGUGUGGGAGGGUGUAGUUGUUUCACCAUCAGACAGAGCAUAUGAGCGCGUGGAAAAGAAAGACGAUGAAGAUGAUAUGGAAGAGGGUGAUGCAGAAAACAGCGAUGGUUAAGGAUAAAAUGAUUUUGUGUAGUUGAUCAAAGGGAUGACCAACCAACUUGUCACCUAAAUGCAGGGACACCUGCCACACAGGAUUGGAUCAAACACUACUCAUCUGCAAGUUUUUUGCAUUUUGUUGAAACAUGCCAGCAUAUGUGCAGUUUACUACACAAAUUACCACAUUGCACAUUUACAUGUGAAACAUUCUCAAGGCUUUGCCUAGUUAGAUUCAGACUGUGACACAGAAUCUUACUUUGGCUUGAACUGAUCAGUUUCUUCUAACAUCUGAGUGUCAUUUUCAUGUUCAUGCAUUUAAUAAAUUAUUUAAAAUUUUCCACUAA
Messenger RNA from Pomacea canaliculata, 1626 nucleotides. Its product is annotated as interleukin enhancer-binding factor 2-like. The transcript is spliced from 15 exons. Bases 147 to 1298 code for a protein of 383 amino acids. NCBI's taxonomy places the organism in Eukaryota, Metazoa, Mollusca, Gastropoda, Architaenioglossa, Ampullariidae. The record is from RefSeq and is a predicted model, not a curated record.